Molecule: messenger RNA, 3924 nt
Organism: Antechinus flavipes (yellow-footed antechinus)
Lineage: Eukaryota; Metazoa; Chordata; Mammalia; Dasyuromorphia; Dasyuridae
Gene: UBQLN1
Product: ubiquilin 1
Exons: 11
Coding region: 290-2050 (586 amino acids)
Biological process (GO): regulation of macroautophagy; autophagosome assembly
Cellular component (GO): cytosol
Molecular function (GO): polyubiquitin modification-dependent protein binding
Source: RefSeq, a predicted model, not a curated record
GGGGGAUGAGGAAGCGGCGGCGACGGCGGCUGGUGUCGCGCAGCGAGUGAGUGUGUGAGCGGGAUCGGAGCACCGAGCAGUGGCCGCGGCAGCAGGAGCAGCCGCCGAGGGCCGGGCCCGCGCCAGCGCCCCCACAGCGCCUCAUCCCGCGGGGGGGGCUUCCUACCGCUCCCCCCUCCCCCCUUGGUCGUCGUCCCUCCCCUCCCCCCACCCCCCCUCAGCCUCCGGGCCCGGCAGCCGCCGCCGCCGCAGCGAGGCCUCGCUCCUCGCCUGAGUCACCGCCGCCGCCAUGGCUGAAAGCGGCGAGAGCAGCGGCCCCUCGGGCCCCGCCGCGGUAGACGGCGCCGCGACCCCCGUCGGUGACCCUAAGAUCAUCAAAGUCACUGUGAAGACCCCGAAGGAGAAGGAGGAGUUUGCGGUGCCCGAGACCAGCUCUGUCCAGCAGUUUAAGGAAAAAAUCUCCAAACGAUUCAAGUCCCAUCCUGAUCAACUUGUGUUAAUAUUUGCUGGAAAAAUUUUAAAAGAUCAAGAUACUCUGAGCCAGCAUGGGAUACAUGAUGGACUUACUGUUCACCUUGUCAUAAAAACACAAAACAGACCUCAGGAUCAUCCAGUUCAGCAAACAAACACCACUGGAAGUAAUUCUACCACAUCAGCAUCUCCCAAUAGUAACUCCACACCAGUUUCUACAAAUAGUAAUCCUUUUGGUUUAGGUGGCCUUGGAGGUCUUGCAGGUCUGAGUAGCUUGGGCUUAAAUACAUCUAACUUCUCUGAACUACAAAGUCAAAUGCAGCGGCAACUCAUGUCCAACCCAGAAAUGAUGGUCCAGAUCAUGGAAAAUCCCUUUGUUCAGAGCAUGCUUUCAAAUCCUGACCUGAUGAGACAGUUAAUUAUGGCCAAUCCUCAAAUGCAACAGUUAAUACAACGAAAUCCGGAGAUUAGUCACAUGAUUAACAAUCCAGAUAUAAUGAGACAAACAUUAGAACUUGCAAGAAACCCAGCAAUGAUGCAGGAAAUGAUGAGAAAUCAAGACAGAGCCUUGAGUAAUCUUGAAAGUAUACCAGGUGGAUACAAUGCUUUGAGGCGUAUGUACACUGAUAUUCAAGAACCAAUGUUGAAUGCAGCACAAGAACAGUUUGGUGGUAACCCAUUUGCAUCAUUGGUGAGCAAUUCGCCCUCUGGCGAAGGAAGUCAGCCAUCUCGUACAGAGAAUAGAGAUCCUUUACCUAACCCUUGGGCUCCACAAUCUGGGACCCAGAGUUCAACGACCAGCAGUAAUACUACCACCAGUGUUGGUGGCACUGGUAGCAAUGUGAGCAGUAGCACUACCAGCUCUACUGGACAAAGUAACACCAUGCCAAAUUUGGGACCUGGAGUGGGAGCUGGUAUGUUCAACACACCUGGAAUGCAGAGCUUAUUGCAACAGAUAACUGAAAAUCCACAGCUUAUGCAGAACAUGUUGUCUGCACCCUACAUGAGAAGCAUGAUGCAGUCCCUAAGCCAGAAUCCUGAUCUUGCUGCACAGAUGAUGCUGAAUAAUCCCCUAUUUGCUGGAAAUCCUCAGCUUCAAGAACAAAUGAGACAACAGCUCCCAACUUUCCUCCAACAAAUGCAGAAUCCUGACACACUAUCAGCAAUGUCCAACCCUAGAGCGAUGCAGGCCUUGUUACAGAUUCAACAGGGCCUACAGACAUUAGCAACAGAAGCACCGGGGCUCAUACCGGGAUUUACGCCUGGCCUGGGGGGAUUGGGAAACACUGGAAGUUCUACAGGAACUAAUGUGUCUAGUUCAGCACCUAGCGAAAAUACAAGUCCAUCAUCAGGAACUACAGAACCUGGACACCAACAAUUUAUUCAACAGAUGUUGCAGGCUCUUGCUGGGGCAAACCCUCAGCAGUUACAAAAUCCAGAAGUCAGAUUUCAGCAGCAACUGGAACAGCUCAGCGCGAUGGGUUUCUUGAACCGUGAAGCAAAUUUACAGGCUCUAAUAGCAACAGGAGGAGAUAUCAAUGCAGCCAUCGAAAGGCUACUGGGCUCCCAGCCAUCAUAGCAACAUUUCUGUAUCUUGAAAAAAUGUAAUUUAUUUUUGAUAACGGCUCUUAAAUCUUUAAAAUACCUGCUUUAUUUCAUUUUGACUCUUGGAAUUCUGUCCAGUUAAAAACUAAACCAAUGCAAUGCAUUUUAAGGUGGAGUGCAGUAGGUUUUUUCUUUUUCUUUUUUUUUUUUUCCUUUUGUUUUGUUUUUUGUUUUUUCCAACAGUGGGAAUCAAUGCUUUUUCACUCAAAGGUGUUGCAUGCAUCAAACACUUCUCUUUGUUCUGCAUUUAUUGUGAUUUUUGGAAACAGAUAUCAGCUUUUACAGUUGGGUGAACAGGUUUUGGCCUGCAACUGUCCAAUUUAUUUGCUUUUUAAACAUUAGCCUAUGGUAGUAAUUUAUGUAGAAUAAAACGUAUUGAAAAGAAACAAAUUAUUUGAUGCUAUAAUUUGUGGUACAAUAUUGCGUAUUGUGACUUAGGCAUGUAUUUUUGCUAGCAGAGUGCUGUAAGAUUUAUACCACUUAACUGAACAUUUUUGCUUCAUUUGUAUAAAAUACAGUAUGCACACCUGAAAUUGUGCAUUUUGGAAAAACAUCCAUUGCAAUAGAAUUAAGUGAGCAGGACACUUGUAACCAAAAAAAAAGGAGAAAACAAUUAAAUAUGAAAAACAGAUACUUCCCUAGUUGUGUAGAAUCUUACAGCCACUUUGAUAAACAUCUCUCAGCAAAAGUGCUGUUUAGGCAACUUCAUUUAAAAUAUAGUAAAAAUGCUGAUUCUGAUUAGCUCUUUAAGUAUACAUUUAAUUGUACAGAAAACUCCAUUGUAACAUUGUCUCGACUUUCACAGAUCGACUGUAAAUUACCUUUUAGUCUUGUGCAGACUGAAGAAGCACUAUAUUAUUCCAGAAAGUGCUUUUGCCUAAGGCUUUUCAGCUUUACCAUAGCGAUUCUAACAUGCAUUAUGAUUUGUAAUUAGAAAUGUUACUUUCACUGAAAGUGUCGUGAUAUUUCAAUUACUUUUAACCACCAUGUAAAAAUAAAACUGUUUCUUUUGGGUUUAUCAGCUAUUCCUCUUGUGCACAGGUAAUAAAUGAAUUUAAAAAUGAUUUGUGAGCCACUUGUUUCCGAAGUGUUUUGGUAGUCCUAUAAGAAUAGUUGAACAUUAUGCUUUUCAGAGGCUCAAAAAGGAGACAUUUUGGAGGAAAUCUGCCUCCAAAUUAGACCGGGAUUAUACCGGGUAACCAAGAAUCUAUUUGAAUUGAAAUGGAUAUUGUGUAGUAUAGAAAUAUAAUUUACAGAUGAAAGAUCAAGAGCUGUUCUAACUGUAUAGUAAGAACAUUUGGCUUUUCUUUAUACAGCCUUUCUUCCAGAGAAAUCCUAUUUGCCUAAUUCUCAAACUGUUAGGGUGGUACAUUCCUUUAGGACCAAUUCAAAGAUGACCUAGAAGUUAGUCAUAUAUUUGACUGACUGGUUCAGUAUUCUCUUAGGUCAGGUUUUUUUUUUUUUCCCUUGUGUAUAGUUUUAAAAAACUGAAAUAUGUUCAAGUAACAUGGGUGCAGACCAAUAAAAUCAAGGGAAAUAUUGAAGUUCAAUUCUAUUACUUCUGUAACUGCUUGCUACAAAAAAGGUUGUGGAGGCCAUAUUGCCCCACUAAUCUGUUCGGACACUUUUCCUUGGUGGGAAUAAUGUGCAGUACACAGGCACAAAGAGUAUAAGUUGAGUUACCAAUGAUAUUCACAUGUCUGCUCUUUCUGCCUUGUUUCCUCAGUCUGGUUAAGUACCAACUUCUGUACUGGUGAAUGGUGGUAUUUAGUUGUGGGAAAGUGUCAUAGCCAAUUUGACAAUUUAUUAAUCACAAAAUAACAAUAAAUCUCUAGCUUUUACACUUCA